Bacillus rossius redtenbacheri is the source of this 4709-nucleotide messenger RNA. RefSeq names its product asparagine synthetase [glutamine-hydrolyzing] (gene AsnS). NCBI's taxonomy places the organism in Eukaryota, Metazoa, Arthropoda, Insecta, Phasmatodea, Bacillidae. Bases 319 to 1995 code for a protein of 558 amino acids. Gene Ontology annotation, cellular component: cytosol. The transcript has 11 exons. Gene Ontology annotation, molecular function: asparagine synthase (glutamine-hydrolyzing) activity. The record is from RefSeq and is a predicted model, not a curated record.
UUUGAUUUUUUCGCUGGAUUUGGAAAAUGGAAUGAAUCUAGUGUCGUUGGUCGUGCAGGCUGCAAGAUUAUGUUGUUAUUACAUCAUGCUCUUCGAACUGAUAAAUGUACACGUGCACAUGCUUCAACGUGGAAGAAUCAAGUUUGUUGACAGAGGCACUGGUACCGCACUUUACUUGCUGAUGUGGAGGUGGAAACUUUCUAUAUGAAAGCAAGCUAAUCAAGCCAUACGAGUUUAGCAUAUGGCGUGUGGGAUCAGAAGUGGUUUACAUACAAUUCAUUUUCAAUAAGACCUCGUCAGUUUAAUAUCGGUGACAUCAUGUGUGGAAUUUGGGCUCUUUUUGGCAUGGCUUCGCACACGUCGAUCCAUUCAAACACAUCAUUCACAAAGAUACACCAUCGUGGGCCUGAUGCUUGGCGGAUAGAGUUUGACAGAAGAGUACUGAACGCGUGUAUUGGCUUCCACCGCCUGAGCAUCGUGGACUGUCUCUACGGCAUGCAGCCCAUGAAACUGCACCAGUUCCCUCAUCUCUCGCUGCUCUGCAAUGGAGAGUUGUACAACUGCCAGAGACUGCGGGAGCAGUUUGACUUCUCGUACGAGACUAAGUGCGACGUGGAGUGCAUCCUGCACCUGUAUGUGGCGGGCGGCAUCGAGAACGUGGUGGCCAACCUGGACGGGGUGUUUGCCUUCUGCAUCAUCGACGCCGAGAAGCAGAGGGUGCACUGCGCGCGGGACCCGUUCGGCGUGCGACCCCUGUUCCGGCUCUACAGCGAGACCGGGGUGCUGGGCAUCAGCUCGGAGGCCAAGGGGCUGGUGGACAUGAGAUCUGAGCUCAAUGGCGCGGCAUACAAGCUGGAGCCGUUCCCCCCGAGCCACUUCGAGACGUACGAGAUCGACCCCGAAGGCUCGUGCAAACUCCUGGAGAAGAAGCGUUACUACACCAUAGGAGAGACGCCUCCGUUCAAGCCAUUUGUGCCCCACACCUCUCUCCGGGGGAAGGACGUGAAGCAGAACAUCCGCACUUUGCUCACGGCCGCCGUGAGGAAGCGCCUGAUGGCGGACCGCAGGAUUGGAUGUCUCUUGUCCGGAGGGUUGGACUCCAGCCUGAUAGCUGCUCUCACUGUCAAGCUAGCCAAGGAAGAAAAAUUGCCUUACAAAAUUCAAACAUUUGCGAUCGGCAUGGAGGACAGCCCGGACAUAGUCGCCGCGAGGAAGGUGGCGGCACACAUUGGCUCUGAGCAUCACGAGGUGUCCUUCACCACCGAGGACGUGAGGCAGGCUCUCGACAAGGUCGUCUUCCACCUGGAGACCGCCGACAUCACCACCGUCAGGGCGUCCGUGGGAAUGUAUCUGGUGUCAAAGUACAUAAAGGAGCACACAGACACCACAGUAGUUCUGAGCGGUGAAGGUGCAGACGAGCUGGCACAGGGCUACAUAUAUUUCAGAGACGCUCCGUCCUCUGAAGCCGCCCACGAGGAGAGUGUGCGACUUCUGAGCGACAUAUACUUGUACGAUGGGCUGAGGGCUGAUCGUACCACGUCUGCGUUCAGUCUCGAAAUGCGGGUGCCCUUCCUGGACCUGCAGUUCACCAGCUACUUCUUGGGGCUGAGCCCCAACUCUAAGAGGCCCCAAGGAGGGGUGGAGAAGCACCUGCUCAGAUCUGCCUUCAGCGACACGGGUCUGCUGCCGGACGCCAUCCUCUGGAGGCACAAGGAGGCAUUCAGUGACGGGGUCACGUCGAAGAAGAGGUCCUUGUUCGAAGUGAUCCAGGAGCUGGUGGAGUCGAGGGUGUCUGGCGACGCCUUGCGGGAAGCUGCGACCAAGUACACUCACUGUCCACCCCGAACAAAGGAGGCCUUGUACUACAGGACAGUGUUUGAGAAACAUUACGCUGAUUUGGCAUCUAGCUUCAUGCCCUACUACUGGAUGCCUCGUUGGAUACAAGUUGAUGACCCUUCGGCACGGUUCAUCAGCCACUACUCAGCAGAUGAUUAGCUCUCUGGCGUUUUAUCUCUGAUGUUCAACCACACAACAUUGUAGAAUCAUUAAACAAGAAAACAAUCAUUAGCAAUUGUCCGCCACCAGCAUGUGGCUCGAAACAUCCAUUUUUCACAUUUGAGAUAUAAAUAAUGUUUAUGAGAAUUGUUGUUUUAAGUUAAAUACUGAGAAUUAGUAUUUAUAGAAUUUUGUAAAUCCAUUUUUAAAAACUCGAAAUAUUGCAAAAUGAAAAUUUUAAAAAUGUUAAUGUUGAAUUUAAAUUUUGUGAAUACUGUAAUAACUGUGCAAUUAUAUAAUGUAAGAGAAUUGGGAGGAAACAGCCAUAACUAUUUGAAUAAGUUUUUUAUUUAUUAGUGCUAAAACCUGUUUCUUAAUGAAAAUGCAACUAUGUUUUUAAAUUUUCACGAGCUGUAAAGUGACAUGGAUAAAAAUAUCACUGCUUUGUGCCAAAAAUAAAACCACAAAUGUGUGUUCUUACCUAUUAUUUUCACGACUUAUUCGUCAGCGAAUAAAAAGACGAAGCGUUUCAAGAUAUUUAAUUGAAUAUUUAAAAUGGUAAAAUUAUUUAUUGAUUAUGAAUAAUUGCAGAAAUCAUAUAUUAAUAUUACAUAUUAGUUCUUACUUUCAAUACUUCAAAUUACUUAUUGUUAUUAUUUGUUUUUAACAUAGAAUUGUCAACAUGAUUCAGUAAUUUUAGGCACAAAUUUUUAUUCAUUCAAGGGUUGAUAUUUUGAAUGAUUUUUUUAUGCUUAUAAAUUGGUAAAACUAUAAUUGCGCAGGUUGAAGACAUUUUUUCAGUUGAAGUAUGUGUGAGCAAGCCAUUUAUUGGAAUGUCAGUUAAAGUUGGAAUUUUAAAAUUUUUAUUUUUUAAAAAGUUGGAUAAUAGUGAGAUAAGAUACUAGGUAUAAAAUUUAUUUAAUAUAUGUUUGACAUGUUUUGUAAUUAGUGACUAUCGUGAAAUUAUUCAUUAUUCAGAAGUCUACAGUUGCUUAAGAUUUUUUGUCAGACAUUAAAUUUGGGAUACAGUUAACUCUAUUUUAUGACCCUUGACAGUUCGUGGAAAAGGGUCUUAAAUUUGUAGAGGCUGUUAUUUUAAAUUUGACCAGUUUUGAUUUUUCCCUGGCCCCCAAACAAAAAACACAUUUUCACAUGAAGUCAGUUCUCAAUCAUUUCUUGUGCAAAAAUAACUUUUUUUUAUAGGAAUAUAAAUUAAUUUUAUACCCAGAUGCUAAGAGAGAAAAUUUUGGUUCCCUAAGUGGAACUGUGGUCCCAAAUGUGUUAUAUUUCAUAUCUUAACUGUACAAGCUGUUAUUUUAUGUUGCAUAUUGUGAUGGCUGCUAUUGAUACUGUUGUGAACCCUAUAAAAAAGUAUUAGCAUAUAAUAUGUAUGCAAGAAUGCUAAUUUUCAAAAACAAGAUUAAACAUUUUGAAUGAGUUAGUAUGUUUUUAUUUAUACAUCCAUAACUACCAAACCUCCACAUGUUUACCCAUUUUAAAGUAGGAACUUAGUUGCUUAUGCCACUAUUCGUAGAACCUAAUUUCUUUAAUAGUAAGUAAAUGCUCUAACUACUUGUGAAUGUCACUUUUUAUAUAAUUAAAAUACUUAUAUUUCCUUGAAAUAGCUUCUCACAUGUAUUCCAUUAUCUGAAAUUAGUUCCAUUCAAAGUCUCAAGAAGUAAUGUCAUCAGUCUUUCAAAAGAUCAAUCAAAAGUAGACACUAAUACUUUGACGACAGUCGUCGUACCCUCCCAGAUGCAGAGGCCGUACCUGUCCACCGACGUGGGCCUAAGGGAGGUUUGUCUCCCCAGUGCACCGUCUGUGAAGUGCUACGGUCAGGGACGCACCCGCGUGCGCCCUAGCAUGCCAGUGGGCUUCUUUUUGUGUUAUAAAUAAUUACGUAUGCUUCUUAUGUACUUUUCAGUGAUCACGAGCCUCCACAAUUGCGUAUAUUUUGUAACGUAACAAAACUCUCACGUCUGAAAUAUUGGGUAAAUACUUCACUUGUCAUUUAUUCGUAACUAAUUAAUUCAUGUGAAUUGUCGUUUUAUUAAUUAAUUACUUGUCAUGUCAUUUUAAUAAUUCUGUGAUUCUUUCAAGUGCUUAUGCUAUGUUAGUAAUGUAAUCGCAGCCUGGCGCACCGCGAGGCGGGCCUCUCUCAUGCCGGCCGAUUUCCCCUCCACUCCUCCGCGGCCCGCGGGCCUCGAACCGCUAGCGGGCGGGGGACGGCAGUGGUGAACCAGACGCGAGAGCGAGCAGACGUGCGCUCCGCUCUGCGCUGCUCGGGAGACGCGUUUCUCAUCUCGAAGUUCGCCGACAGUGAAACGUCACGGGUUGUCUCUGCAGCUGAGCUGCAUUCGUUAUAUCGCUGGACGUACUUAGUUUUACGAGUCUUUUCGGGACUUCACCUGCCUACGUUAUAGGCCGUGUAAGUGCCUCUUCGGACCACCGAACCUCUGUCAGUACGAGCACUCAUAGGACCUUCUUCCUCUUACGUGACGGGCCGCGUACGCGCUGUGCAUCAAUACAGAACAAUCGUAACCAGUACCACUAGCUACGGGGUUACCUCCUCUGUUCGUGUCGGGUCGUAUCCUAAGGACGAGACUUAUUUCCGGGAGUCCGGGUCGAGGCGGGGAAGGCGCUCGUAUCGCGACGUGCCGGCCAGGCUGCGGCAGGUUCUCUAUAUGGAAAUAAAAGGGGCUCGUGGAAACGGA